Molecule: messenger RNA, 1350 nt
Organism: Contarinia nasturtii (swede midge)
Lineage: Eukaryota; Metazoa; Arthropoda; Insecta; Diptera; Cecidomyiidae
Exons: 5
Coding region: 1-1350 (449 amino acids)
Biological process (GO): termination of RNA polymerase II transcription
Cellular component (GO): cytoplasm; mRNA cleavage factor complex
Molecular function (GO): mRNA binding; RNA polymerase II complex binding
Source: RefSeq, a predicted model, not a curated record
AUGGUAAAUAACGGCAAUUUUGGAGACGUUUUAAAACAAGUCAAUGAAAGUACUCGUGAGAAAUUGCUGAAACUACGACAAACAUGGAAUGGUAUCUUCCUUCGAGCCGAGCUGAAUAGACUGGAUUCGAAAUUGAAGUGGCCAAUUCGUAAAAGACAACAAGAUACAAAUUGUAUUGCAAAUGAACAUAAAGUAAAAAAGAUGAAAUCAGAAAAAGCCGAUUUGUUAAUGUCUAAGGCUGAUGUCGAUAUGAGAAUUCUACAAUCAACAUUUAAUGUUCCGCCAACUGAGCAAUUACAGAAGAAGCAAAUUGGUAAAAAAAUACUGAACGAAGGAAAUUUGAAGCAAAAACUCUGGAAUCCAUACAAACAGAAUCCUCAAAAAUUCAGUUCGGUUACCGAACGACAUAAGGAACUGGAUAAGAAAACUGGCGGACAAGUAAUUUCUCCAAUCAAUGGUCAACGUGUCUUAAAUCCAGUAGCCAUUUCUUCGUCAAUGAAUGGUAAAUGGCAAGAAACUACUGCAAAACAUCGACCGAGUAAAUCAGAAUUUAACAAAACUUCAAGCGAGUUAAACGUCUCCGAUUUAUUUCAAAAGCUCUUGAAAUUUAGUAUGAUUAAAAGUCUGGAAGAAAAACUGUCACUAAGUGAUAAUAGUUCACUGAAGAAACCGAAUCCAUCUGCUAUACGCACACUGUAUUCAGGAUGGCAAUGCAGCUCUUGUGGCAUUCGUUUCCCAAUCACAGAAAAAACCACUCAUCAUGAGCACUUGGAUUGGCAUUUUCGACAGAAUCGGCGAGAAAAACAAGCAUCGGCCUGUCAUAAUUGGUAUUUUUCGAUUGAUGACUGGUUGCAGUCUGAUCAAUCGGAAAAUGUUGAUGAAAAGAAAACUGCAGCGAUGAAAGAGAAAAAUCCUGAUGAACCAAAAUGCGUUGCAAAUCAUGACGAAGUUAAAAAAAAUUGCGAUAUGUGUGGCGAUGCUUUCGUACUAUUCUACGAUAACGACGAUGAUGAAUGGUAUUUUCAUAAUGCUAUUCGCGUUGGUCAACGUGUUUAUCAUCCCCUUUGCCAUGAGGAUUUGAAUAAGAGUGCUGCUGAACUAAAAGAAGAGCUGGUGAUUGAAAAUAUUCCGACUUCUAGUGAUCUUGAAAUUCUGGAUUCACACAUUCCUAAUAUCAAAUUAGAUGUUUAUGGAAGGCGUUCUUUUGAAGAAAUUGAUGAUUCACCCACUGGAAAGCAAACAAUAUUGAAUGAUACUAGAAAUAUUGUACACCAAAAAAUUGUACUUUUUGAUCAAAAUAAGAUGAAUAAAGUUUCAUCAAGCUCUAACAAAAGUGUUGUUGAAAUUUAG